Messenger RNA from Labrus bergylta (ballan wrasse), 2090 nucleotides. RefSeq names its product 14-3-3 protein epsilon. Gene Ontology annotation, cellular component: cytoplasm. Gene Ontology annotation, biological process: intracellular protein localization; regulation of mitotic cell cycle; signal transduction. The record is from RefSeq and is a predicted model, not a curated record. Lineage: Eukaryota; Metazoa; Chordata; Actinopteri; Labriformes; Labridae. Gene Ontology annotation, molecular function: phosphoserine residue binding.
AGUUCCCGGAUGGAGUAUCGACGCCAUCUUUACGCCAGUGCUGCCGGUGGGUCUUCGGUUCAGCCGUAGUGUUGCUGAUCCACCAACAGGACUCAAGCCGAGGAGCAGCAGCCCGAUCCCGAGAAUCUUUCCCUUUUCCACCGGGACGCUAGGAGCAGCAGUCCCCCCCCCCUCCCUCCUUACACACCAUGACGGACCGAACGGACCUAGUUUACCAGGCGAAACUCGCCGAGCAAGCGGAGAGAUACGACGAAAUGGUGGAGUCGAUGAAGAACGUGGCCAGUAUGGACGUGGAGCUGUCGGUGGAGGAGAGGAACCUGCUGUCUGUAGCGUACAAGAACGUGAUCGGAGCCAGGAGAGCCUCCUGGAGGAUAAUCAGCAGCCUCGAACAGAAAGAAGAAAACAAAGGCGGAGAGGACAAACUAAAGAUGAUCCGAGAAUACAGGAAAACGGUUGAGAAAGAGCUGAAAUCAAUCUGCAACGACAUCCUGGAUGUACUGGACAAGCACCUCAUCUUAGCUGCAGUCACGGGAGAGUCUAAGGUUUUCUACUACAAAAUGAAGGGAGAUUACCACCGGUACCUGGCAGAGUUUGCCACAGGCAACGACAGGAAGGAGGCAGCAGAGAACAGUUUGGUUGCGUACAAAGCUGCUAGCGACAUCGCCAUGAUCGAACUCCCUCCAACGCACCCCAUUCGCCUGGGACUGGCCCUUAACUUUUCAGUUUUCUAUUAUGAAAUCCUCAACUCGCCAGACCGCGCCUGCGGCUUGGCCAAGGUGGCGUUUGACAACGCCAUUGCAGAACUGGACACGCUGAGCGAGGAGAGCUAUAAGGACUCAACACUUAUCAUGCAGUUGCUACGUGACAACUUGACACUAUGGACCUCAGACGUGCAGGGAGACGGUGAAGAACAGAACAAAGAAGUACUGCAAGAUGCGGGGGAAGAGAACCAGUGAGACCGAACAACACGAGACAAGCCCUCCUCCUACUACUACUCCUCUUCUUCUUCUUCCUCCUCCAUUAUUUCUCUCCUCCCAGCACUAGCUCCUUUCCCCAGCCACACUUCUCUGCUGGGUUUAUCCUGCAGCUCACUCUCUCCCGUUUCUUACCUUCUCCUUUUCGUAUGCACGUCCUCUCCCGGGUCUCCAUCUCCACUCCUCUCCGGGGUUUUACCUUUAUUUUUUUGCAAGCCCCCUGUACCCUUUAAGGUUCCUGUCCUCUCUUUUUACGUUUUUUAUUUUCGCUUUACUUUGCUGUGUCAUCUGUUGCCAAGUACGUUCAGCCUGUAUUUGUAACACACACAUAUGCAAGAGUUUAUUUAAAGAUGAUUCUUUGCUGUUUUUUCAGGUAUGUGUGUUUAUGAACAGUUUUCUUGUCCAUUGCUUUAGUCGGUUUAAAACAUUUCUGUUUUGCAAAUUACGGAGGUCGAGCAGUGAUGGGAGGUUCAAAAGGGAUGCAUUUAAAGCUUUUUAGGAAGAAACUAAGUGCCCUCUUUAUCUUUACUUUGUGGUUACCGAAACCUGCUCCGUCGACACAUCAUCUGCGUUCUUUUUUUUUUAUUAUUAAAAACCUACAAAAAGCAGAAUGUCCCCCCCCCGCCCCUCUCUCUCUCUUUCUCUCUCUCCGAGCUUAACUCUGACCUCUAUUCUCGUCCACUCUCGGACCAAGUAUUGUGCUGCGAGGCUGUAGAGCUUAAGCUAAUUGCAGAUAGUUAGGUAAUGGCUUUUUAGCAGACAAACCGUGCGCGUGUGUGUGUGCGCGGGAGGGGAAUGCUCAACACUCUUUGAUUGUAACGUAAUGCAGAUUUGCAUUGGCACUAUAUAAGUAAAAAAAAAAGAAAAAAAAAAAAAGGUUUGGGAAAAAGAGGCCUGCUGUAUCUUUACUCCCCUGAUUCUUUCAGGUUUUCCUCGUCUCAACUCUCCGUCUUCUCUCCGACUCCUCUCAUGUCCUCUCUUCCUUCUGUUCAGUAUGUGUAACGUGAAUCUGAUUUGUACUACUGGAUGUUCUCACCGGAGCCACGAGUACCAUCUGUAUUCUUACUGAAACACAGCAUGGAAUUAACAUUAAACUUCAAAUUGAGAAAUGUUAAA